CUCAAUUCCUUAUCUACCAAAUCAUGAGGACGUCGUUUUUUUCUGUCUACAAUUCAUCAGUCCAAACCGCACUCAUCCGUCCAAAGAUCGACGGCCACAAUCCAGCCGCGUACAUUUCAAUUGCUCACGGUUCAUCGGUUCUCGGCCCAUCCACACUGUAGUUUCCGAGCUUCCACCCCCUUUCCAAGGACCAGACGUCCAGACACUGCUGCGGCUCAUAUCGUCUCUCGAUGGAGUCUUUGACACUCAACACUAUCUCACGCAGAAUCCGGCGCGACAGACAAAGACAUCGUGCUCCCUGACCUGGCCACCCCGGGGCAGUCGUCAAACCUCAGGGCUCAAGUGCUCUGGCUCACCAUCACAGCAAACCCCACCAUCUUCACGAUCAUUCCUUCACACAGGACUCCUGCCACUCAGUGUCCAGAGGCUUCUACAGGGCUUCCUUUCGCCGUGGUCCCUGAGAUUACUGCACCCCUGCUAAUUGCAGCACCUUCUGCGCGAGACUGUCCAGCUCAGCCCAAGUAAGCAUGGCUGGAGCCGAAGACCGCUUCCUUCAAUAUCAAGAACCGGAUAUAAUCAGUAUUCUGGUCUUGAUCUCGUUCUUUUUCUUCCUGUCAUCUUUGAGGUGGAUCUUCCACAAGGCCAUCCAUGCCGGUCUUAUAGGCCAGAUUAUCGUGGGCAUCCUCUACGGCGCUCCCGUCGGCAACAUCCUGGACAGUUGGCAGGAGACCUUUAUGGCCUUGGGAUAUGUUGGGCUUAUCCUGAUCAUCUUUGAAGGCGGUCUGACAAUUAGACUCGAUCUUUUGAAGGCUAAUUUCCUGCUCAGCACAGUCGCUGCAGCCAUAGGAAUCACUGUGCCCAUCGCUCUAUGCUAUCUGCUCCUUUUCCUCGGAUUUGGAUAUGGAGCAUUGGAGACGUUUAUUAUCGGUGCUGCUCUCUCCACCACAUCUAUCGGCACAACUUUCGUGGUCAUCAAUAGCUCGCCGAAUGUCGACUUCACACACACCAAGGUUGGCACCGUCUUGAUCUCUGCGGCUCUGUUUGACGACGUCGUUGGCUUGAUCAUGAUCAGCGUCAUAUCAAACCUCGGACGGAUUGGCAAGGGUGGAGGAGGAAACAUCGGCUGGAUUGUGGGCAGACCCAUCCUUGCGAGUUUCGCAAUUGGUGCUGUCUCGCCCCUACUAGCCAAAUUCGUCGCAGGUCCAUUGUACCGGCGCUUUGUAGAGCGACAAAUAGCUGCCUGUGGCCACCGAGCCACGAUAUGCCUCAUGAUACUCGUUCUGUCGGCCCACCUCGCUGUCUGUGGCUAUGCCGGGGCUUCUGUCCUGUUUGGAGCUUUCUUAGCGGGCACGUUCUUGAGUACCCUUCCACAUGGUCCAAUCCAAGCUGUUGAGAGUGGGAGUGACGGCUCAAAGGUAGCCCCGGCUUUCCACGAGACGUUCGAGACCUUCAUAUCAGGUUCACUGGCCCUUGUACUGGAACCGCUCUUCUUUGCCAGCAUUGGUUUCGCUAUCCCAUUCACGAGGCUGUGGACAGGCACUGUUGUUUGGCGUGGUAUCACACUGUCCUUGCUCAUGGUGAUUGGAAAGGCUGUGGUUGGCCUCUCUAUCCCGCUCAAUUCGCUCUGGGGCGGGCUUGUGUCCGGGCAUGGAGAUCAAAUCAAGCCACAGAGUGGCAUUCCAAGCGACUGGGCUCCUGCUACUCUACUAGGGAUGGCAAUGGUCGCCAGGGGCGAGAUUGGUUUGCUAAUAAUCCAACUGGGCCUGAACGACACCACGUUCCUGUCCGGGGAGGCCUUCCUUGUCGCUAUUUGGGCCAUCGUCCUGAACACCAUCGUGGGCCCACUUUCCGUUGGCCUGCUGCUUAAGAGGUUAGAAGAGGUCAUUGCAAACAACCCUCGCUGGGGUCUGCAGAAGCAAGAGGCAGAAAGCGGUGCUUUGCCGACUUUGCCACGUACCUCGAUGGAGCAAGUUGCGACAAGCGAAGACCGGCACUGAUUUCCCUCUUUCCUGAACCUGGGAACCUUUUCGUUGGGAGCUCGCAUAUCUCAUCGGGGCAAAGAUAGUCCUAUAAGACCACAGACACAUUGUGGCCUUGAGGAUUAGUUUAUUCUUUUAAAGAUAUUAAUAGUGUCUAGCUUUAGCCACACUAUACUUUUCCUUUAUACUAUAUAACUAUAUUCUUUCAAAAUUAUUCAAGUAUUAAAUUUAACUAUUUACUUUUAUU
Messenger RNA from Diaporthe batatas, 2226 nucleotides. RefSeq lists its product as uncharacterized. Gene Ontology annotation, biological process: proton transmembrane transport. The coding region runs from base 528 to 1997 and encodes 489 amino acids. Lineage: Eukaryota; Fungi; Ascomycota; Sordariomycetes; Diaporthales; Diaporthaceae. Gene Ontology annotation, molecular function: antiporter activity. The transcript has 3 exons. The record is from RefSeq and is a predicted model, not a curated record. Gene Ontology annotation, cellular component: membrane.